CACAGGCUCGGCCGCCAUGAAGGUGAAGAUUAAGUGCUGGAACGGUGUGGCCACUUGGCUCUGGGUAGCCAAUGAUGAGAACUGCGGUAUCUGCAGGAUGGCAUUUAAUGGCUGCUGUCCAGACUGUAAGGUGCCUGGGGACGACUGCCCUCUGGUGUGGGGGCAGUGUUCGCACUGCUUUCACAUGCACUGCAUCCUCAAGUGGCUGAAUGCGCAGCAGGUGCAGCAGCACUGCCCCAUGUGUCGCCAAGAGUGGAAGUUCAAGGAGUGAGGCCUGU
This is a messenger RNA of Microtus ochrogaster (prairie vole), 278 nucleotides long. Its product is annotated as anaphase-promoting complex subunit 11. Lineage: Eukaryota; Metazoa; Chordata; Mammalia; Rodentia; Cricetidae. Gene Ontology annotation, molecular function: zinc ion binding; cullin family protein binding; ubiquitin protein ligase activity. Gene Ontology annotation, cellular component: anaphase-promoting complex. The record is from RefSeq and is a predicted model, not a curated record. Gene Ontology annotation, biological process: anaphase-promoting complex-dependent catabolic process.